Molecule: messenger RNA, 1164 nt
Organism: Rotaria socialis
Lineage: Eukaryota; Metazoa; Rotifera; Eurotatoria; Philodinida; Philodinidae
Source: the annotation of a GenBank genome assembly
AUGUCCAUACGAUAUCGAUUUAAACGAAACAAUAGUCUUUUAAAUGAUCCUAUUCCAGUUCAUCCUGGUGCAAUUUAUCGACCUCACAAUCGACCGAAGCCAGAAAAUGUCCCACUAUUAGUUUCCCGUGUGACAGUUCCACGUGGGAUAAAAAGCAAUGUUAUUGUAUCUGCACCACUUAUUGCCAAUGAUAGUGACUUUUCAUCUUGGUGGAUCAUGGGGCCCUUGUUUGUUUUACUUAUACUUUUGGGUCUUGGUGCUCUCGCUUAUCGCAUGAAGAAAAAACAUGAUUCAGAAAAACGAUUCAAAAGUGAAAAUAAUGAAACAACCCAAGAGAACCAUGAUAGAAAAACAAAUGAAGAUAAAAUAGAAAAUCUACAAACUCAUGACAGUAAAAACAAAUCAACAGUUCAAAACGUCACACUGACAAGUACAACAGCAAAUAUAAUACCGCAUGAACAAAUAAAAUUGACACGAACAUCAUCUGAUACUGAAGAAUACGAAACUAUUUCAAUGAUUAACAGUGAUAGUGCUUUAAACCGAAUAGAUUCUCUCGAGCCACAUGGUAUUGGCAAAAGUCCAUUGAUAUCAAUGUUUCCAAGUGGAACAAAACGAAAUGAAAAACAAAAACUAAAAACUCGUCAUGAUCAAAUAAAAACCAGAAACAUAACAUUAAAUUCUCACAUAGAAAAUCAACAGUCAGACAUAAAUAAGGAUAAACAAAAACAAUUAACAACAAAUAUUAGUUCAAAAUAUGAUUCAUCAUUUGAAUCAAGUAAAAUAAUCUCAUCGAGUUCUCUUGCAUCAGUUCCACCAACAAAAGCACAAAACUCAAGAAUUGUUUUAUCAAAUGAAAAAUCAAACAGAAACAUUCUUCAGUCAUCUAGACAAUAUUCAACGAUUAAUAAAAACAAUUUAGAUAUUUUUGAUAAUCGAUUACAAUCUAACAAUGAAUCAUUAAAUCAUCAAAAAAUACAAAAACUUGAUGAUAAUAAAUCUAAUGCAACAACAACAUCAUUAACACAAUUAAAUUUAAUAAGUCACAACAAAACAAUAACUUUAAUGCCAAAUGUUCCUCAAUGUAAAUUAAAUAAAUUAUCUGAUGAUAAUGAUGAUUAUGAUGAAAUUUAUUCUUUUCCUGAAAAUAAUUCAAAAAAACAAUGA